Messenger RNA from Cuscuta epithymum, 1139 nucleotides. The record is from the annotation of a GenBank genome assembly. NCBI's taxonomy places the organism in Eukaryota, Viridiplantae, Streptophyta, Magnoliopsida, Solanales, Convolvulaceae.
CGCAUCUUUCCAUCCGAUCAAUUUCCAUAGGCUUCAUAGCAAAUCCCGAUCAACCCUGGCAGAAUCAUAGUAUUGAGGAGGAGCAGAUCCGUGCGGCUCAAGAGCAAGCUUCGCUGGGCCUUUAUUUUCUUCUUGGAGCACUGGAAGCUCCUCUCGGAAGUCGGGAACCAAGAUAUCGACUUCCUAGAUCAAUUUCCACAGCCUUCAUAUCAAUUUCCGAUCAACCUUGGCAUAAUCGGAGUAGCCAGGAAGAGCAAAUCCGUACUACUCAUGACCCUCAUCACGGGGCAACUUUUUUAUUCUCCAUCGUCAUAUCUUCCCUCAUCAAGAACUCUUACUCUUCCUCAUGGGUAUCAAGUCGAGUUCAAAACACAGAAGCAACUCCUCUCUCCAUUUGUAAUUCAGCCAGGCUUGCGAAAUACCCCAACAGGCAACACUCUUUUCAAAUAGUUGGUAUUCUGAAUAGCAGAGGUUAUACCCAACAUUCAACCUCUUUUAGAAUGGAGAACAGAUUUGUACAUUACUACAUUUGCAAGCUUCCUAAUUUAGGUUUGUCUAUCCUCAAUUGCUUAUUUGCUGAUGAUUUUCAUGCUUAAAAGUCAAACUCACGAGGAUCUUCCUAAGAAUCAAAGAAUUACGAGUUCAUCAACUCUAAUGAGGGAUUUAAUGGAAUCCCACGAGGAAGACCACUCAUACAGGGAGGAAAAGGGCAGACUGUUCAAUGGGACAAAGUUGAUUCUUGGAAGAGGAAGUAAUUUUCAAUCUGGACAAUCAACCCAAUUUCAAUGGCACCAGGGGAGAUCCUAGAUGAUCGUAAGGGUAUAACUUAUAGAGAUAUUGAAAUAAAGCUCUUCAGAUGAAAAGCACAAUGACACAGAUGAUGUAGAUCAAUAUGUUAAACUAGGCGCUCCUUUCUCAAGAGGUGACACAGUUAAGGCAUUUCUUGAUGAGGAAGCUCAGGAAGAAGAUGAGACUGAUAACAACUCUGCAAGUUUAUCAUUAUUUAUACUACUUUUGGAAUAUUUGUUCUUAACAAUAGCUCUCUUGGGAUAUUUGUUCUUAAGAAAUAUGCAUUUUUACCUUUAUUUAUACUACUUUUGAUAUUAUGACUCCCAAUUUUAAUGAAAGGUUAAUAGUGA